Molecule: messenger RNA, 1179 nt
Organism: Penicillium subrubescens
Lineage: Eukaryota; Fungi; Ascomycota; Eurotiomycetes; Eurotiales; Aspergillaceae
Exons: 3
Coding region: 1-1179 (392 amino acids)
Biological process (GO): fatty acid metabolic process
Molecular function (GO): oleate hydratase activity; FAD binding
Source: RefSeq, a predicted model, not a curated record
AUGAAGAAGAUCAUCGACUUCAUGCUGCAAAACGAGAGAAAUUUUGCAGGAAAAACUAUUGAUAAUGUAUUUGAUGACUGCUUCUUUGGCUCAGACAUAUGGGAGCUGUUUUCAUCAAACUUCGGCCUCCGACCGGUGCAUAGUGCAAUGGAAUUUCACCGACAUCUUUGCGAAUACUCUGACUACGUACAAAAAAGUAACAUUCAAACAGCCUGUCCGCUGCAAUCGAUAGCUGAGGCCCCUAUUAUCCCUAAUCUUCGAGUAUUUUUGAAGGCUCAAGGGGUCGACUUUCUCAGUGGCAUAUUAGUGCUUGAUAUCAAUUUCUUCCCAGACACGGAGCCACGAACCAUUUGUGGAAUCCAAGCCUUACAUAAUGGCAACUCUACCAUACUCCCUGUCGCAAAACAAGAUAUCGUCAUUAUCAAGAUUGGGUCACCGAUUUCGGGGUUAAUAUCGGGAGGAAGUGAAAAUCCGCUCUCAAGAAUACCGGUGGAGGCUGAAAAUCUUCUGAACUGCGACUGGUCUCUCUGGUUCCGAUUAGCAAAGGCAUCUUCCAAAUUUGGCAACCCAUCGGCUUUUUGCACUCAUAUUUCCGAGUCAUUACUCCAAACAUUCACGGCGCUGAUGCCGCUAACAGACUAUAAAAUGAUCUACGAGCAAAUGAACCAUACUCAGAUCCACGACGGGCAUUUGAUAUCGAUCGCUCACAGUAACUGGUCACUAAAGAUCGUUUUCCCGCAGUCUCAAAUUGUCAAGUCUCAUCAAAAACAGGCUUGUGUUUUGAUCGGCUACGCUCUUACACCCAAAGAGCUUGGAAAUUUUGUCAAGAAGCCUAUGUGCGUCUGCAGCGGUGAUGAAAUUCUUGCAGAGCUACUAUGGCAAUUCAACAUGCCCUUCGAUGACAUCUUGGAAAGGAUUACGGUGAAUUAUUAUCUGCUGCCUUUAGGCUUAUCUCCCCUCCUGCCACGCGGCCAUGAGGAUCGGCCAAUCUGCGUUCCAUCUAAUACGACUAACAUCGCUCUUGUCGGUCAGUUUGUUGAAAUUGUGGGCGAGUCAACCCUUAGCUUGGAAUACGGAGUGCGGAGUGCCGAGUCAGCAGUCAAUCAGCUUUUGGAUUUGGGUAUCGACCUUCCCAAAGUGAAAAGAUCAAUUGCAGUAACGAGAUACGGUAGUCUCUGA